AUGGCACCGACACCAUCUGCUGUCAACUUAACUUUGGGCCCCUGCCCUGACAACCCCCCAGAUCUCGUAGGUCCACUCCUCAUUGAGUUUGAUUUCAGAAGGACUUGGGAAUAUGUGAGAAAGGAAGUCAGUCCUUUGCUUCAAAAAGGAGGAAGGUUCAAGCCAAAAGACUGUGUUGCAAAGCAGAAGGUGGCAAUCAUCAUCCCAUUCCGGAAUCGACAUGAGCAUUUGAAGCACUGGCUUUAUUACUUGCAUCCUAUACUGAAGCGACAGCUUGUGGACUACGGAGUCUAUGUCAUCAACCAGGAUGGAGAGGGAGUCUUCAAUCGGGCUAAACUGAUGAAUGCAGGAUAUGUUGAAGCGCUCAAGGAAUAUGAUUAUGACUGCUUUCUCUUCUCUGACGUAGACCUGGUUCCCCUAGAUGACCGUAACCUCUACAGAUGUUUUGACAAUCCACGACACUUGGCUAUAGGCAUGGACAAAUUUAAAUUCAACUUACCCUAUAAGACCUUCUUUGGUGGGGUCGCUUCAUUGUACAAAGAUCAGUAUUUGAAAAUUAAUGGGUUCCCAAACACUUACUGGGGUUGGGGUGGUGAGGACGAUGAUAUCUACAAACGAAUAGUCUUACGUGGAAUGCAGGUUUCUCGACCUGACUUACUGACGGGCAGGUACAGGAUGAUCAGACAUCAAAGAGACGCGCACAAUGACCCAAAUCCAAAGAAUCCUGAUAAACUGUUUCAAACACGUUGGACUAUGAAUGCGGAUGGCAUCAAUUCCCUCAAAUACACAGUAAAGAACAUUGAGAAGGAUAUCUUGUACACUUUUAUCACUGUAGAUAUCGGCUCUCCUGAAUGAUCCACCUGAAUGCAAUUUAACUCUCUUGGGCGGCCAGUGAUUCAUUGGUGUUUUGAUCUCAGAACUGAACGAGUGACAACUCUGUUAUUGGUCGCUCUUAAAAUCUCUGUGAA
Molecule: messenger RNA, 968 nt
Organism: Pelmatolapia mariae (spotted tilapia)
Lineage: Eukaryota; Metazoa; Chordata; Actinopteri; Cichliformes; Cichlidae
Product: beta-1,4-galactosyltransferase 1-like
Exons: 2
Coding region: 1-855 (284 amino acids)
Biological process (GO): carbohydrate metabolic process; protein N-linked glycosylation
Cellular component (GO): Golgi apparatus
Molecular function (GO): cytoskeletal protein binding; beta-N-acetylglucosaminylglycopeptide beta-1,4-galactosyltransferase activity
Source: RefSeq, a predicted model, not a curated record